CGAUAGAGUCACAUUGAAUGUGACAACGUUGAGCUUAUUGUAACUGUUAGUCCUAAUACUAUUGGCAGUUUUCGGUAGUCCUUCGAGAUGACUUCCAAAACGAGGGUCGGCAUGGGUUACUUAAAAGUUAUACUGCUUGUAAAUAUCUGGUUGACAUUCGCCAUCGAAACAACAAAUUCUAUGAAUCCAGAUAUCAUCGAAACAAUACCUGAUCAGCAACAAGAUAAAAAUGUAACCUAUUUGUCAACUACUGCAUACCCGAAACAUUAUAACGUCGUGCUAGGAGUGAAUACCAAAGCCUAUCCUAUCAUAUCCCUGAAGGGUCGACUUUAUAUCAAUAUCACUGUUGUUCCUGAUGCAACGAUUAAAACUUUCUAUCUACAUGGAAAGAAUAUAAUAAUAGAUGAUUAUUAUACAACGCUGAGCAAUAGUAAGGUAAUCCAUUUUGUGGACAGAUCUUACACGAUUGACGAAUUUUUGGUAAUAAAAUUCACGACACGUGUGUUCCCUGGCGAUUACGUUCUGAAGAUUCUAUUUGAAUCAACUGCAGCAAAUUACAGCUUCUUUCGAAAUGAGUUGCCAACUGAACAUGUAAUGUUUGGACUAAAAAACGAUUUGCUUAUGAAGCAAUUCAAAAAAACUGCGACCCGAUACUUGUUUCCGUGCUGGGACGAUCCAGCAUACAAAACUACCUUUAACAUUCAUGUGAAGCACGAGGCGGCAUACACACUUUUAUCAAAUAUGCCGAUAUCAGAAAUCUAUGAUGCUAAUGAUGCUGAGACUUACAUGAAAUGGACAAAAUUCGAGAUCACUCCCAUGAUAUCCACUUAUCAAUUGAUGCUUUUAUUUAAGCCGUUCGAUAUACUUGUUGACCCAAGAGAAACCGUCUACACCUGGCUCAAGUCUGAGAGACAAUCAAUUUUAUCACUUUUUCACAGUACUGUCGACAAUGUAACAAAGAACUUGGUAGAAUACACAAAUAUUUCUUUGGGAGAACAAGAGAUUCAUCACGUCAUAGUACCGAAUGCACCACAUUCUGAGGCAAAUUUGGGACUCAUUAUUUACAGAGAAUCAGAUGUUAAGUACGAUGAGAACAAAGAUCUUAUUAGUGUCAAAAUGGACGCGGUGAACGUAAUAGAAUCUCAAAUAGCACAUCUAUGGUUUGGUAGCUUGGUCACGCCGAAAUCGUGGAAUCACUUGUGGCUAACCGAAAGUUUCGCUCUGUACUUCUCGCAUUAUUCCAUAUACAAGGCAGAACUGUGUGAGAACAAGCCUGAUUGUAAUAGUGCAUACUUGAAGAAGGCUGCACAAUUGAAGUUAGUGGAAAAUUACUAUGAUAUAAUGCGCAGAGAUGAUGGUUCAAUGCCUCCUGUUGUCUCUGAAAUCAACAAUCCCUCUGAUAUCGUAUCAGAGGCCUUAUUAAGACCUACGUCAGAUGCUUACCAUAAAGGAGCCUUUAUAUUGCGUAUGUUAUCUAGUAUGUACGCACAACAAUUUCAAGACGUUAUCAUCACAUAUUUAAAGAAAUAUAAAUAUAGAUCAGUUACUACCGACGAUUUAAACUCCGUCCUGCGCGAAUGGGAAUACGUAGUAAGUGCACAUAGUCACUACACUUUGCGGCAAAAACAUGUGGACAUAGGAGAACUGGUAGAUUCUUGGACAAAGCAAAAAGGUUUUCCUGUACUAUGGGCUGAACGAAAUUACGAAACUAACUUCGUGACGAUAUCACAACAUGCUUACUAUAAGAAUCAGGAUGUUGGGUCCAACUGGACCAUACCUGUCACCUAUAUGACAAGUGCAUCGCGGCCAUAUGUUAGCAACCAAUAUUGGAUAUUUUGGUGGUUAACACCGACGACAAGAAUAGAGUUUCAGAUGCCAGCAGACACCAGUUGGUAUUUAGUUAAUGUACAACAAGUUGGAUAUUAUCGUGUCCAUUAUGAUCUCAAAAAUUGGCGAAACCUUGGCCAUUACUUACAGAAGAGUGACAGUAUUGCAAAAAUACAUGUACUAAAUCGUGCACAACUUAUUGAUGAUAUCUGUGAUAAUUUCCAAAAAAAAUAAUUAUAGGUAUGUGAAUUGGGACCUAUUCUCGUUAAUUACGCUUUAUUUAAAGCGAGAAAGUGAUUAUAUACCAUGGGUCUCCAUGUUAAAAUGUUUAGAUAUGCUGUCGAUAUACUUUCAACUUCCAGAAAGUAAAAACCUUACAGCUGCACUUCGCAAAUUAUUUUCAUUUCGUUCUUAACGAGAUAGGAUACGAAGAAAAAUCUAACGAUGACGAUAUUGCGAAAAAAGCAAGGCAAAAUCUAGCACGGUACGCAUGUACUCUCGGUAGUCCAACAUGUAUAAGCGCAGCCGCCGAAAAAUUAAGGAAGCAUCUCGCAGAUCCCACAAUAUACAAAAUUUUGCCGUGGUGGGAAAAUUGGACGUUCUGUUUUGGUUU
Molecule: messenger RNA, 2440 nt
Organism: Linepithema humile (Argentine ant)
Lineage: Eukaryota; Metazoa; Arthropoda; Insecta; Hymenoptera; Formicidae
Product: aminopeptidase N
Biological process (GO): proteolysis; peptide catabolic process
Cellular component (GO): cytoplasm
Molecular function (GO): metalloaminopeptidase activity; peptide binding; zinc ion binding
Source: RefSeq, a predicted model, not a curated record